AUGGGUAUACAUUCAAAUACAGCUAUUUUUGGUAAUGUUGGAAUAAUUGCUAUUGGUGACUUUUAUCAAUGCUCACCUGUAGCAUCUUCAAGUAUUUAUUCUUCUUUACUUUGGUCUGAUCAUUUCGAAUAUGUUGAGCUUAAAAUCAAUGAAAGACAAAAAACAAAUGUUUCAUUUUCACAAAUGCUUAAUCGUAUUCGAAAAAUUAAAAAAAAAGAAGAUAUGAGUAAAGAAGAUCGUGAUGUGCUUGAAAAAUGCCAUCAACGUUAUUUAAACAAAGAAUAUCAUCCAGAAGCAUUACAUCUUUUUGCUAAAAAUGCUCAAGUCGAUGCACAUAACGAGGAAAUGAUAGAGAAGAUUUGUACUAAUAUUCGAACCUUUUAUGAAGUCGAUAGCAAUGAUAAAGAAAUAAAACAAGGCGAUUCUAAACAUUCAAGAAAGAAUAACAAACCUCUAAGACUUGCUAAAAAUGCUCGAGUAAUGAUAACGAAAAAUAUUUCUGUAAACGAUGGAUUAGCAAAUGGUGUAACAGGUCGCAUUAUAGAUUUUGUGAACAAUAAUAAUACAGAGAUCUCUCGAAUAAUAAUUACAUGUGAUUCAACUACAGUUGGACGUCUGCAUCGUAUUAGUUGUCCACAUUGUCAUGGAAAAGAUACAAUUUGUGUAACACGAGAAAGUGACACUAUUGAUCAACAGGAUUCCGAUUUUCGUUCAAGGAAAUCAAUAAAGCAAUUUCCUCUACGUCUUAGUUGGGCGAUGACUGUACAUAAAGCUCAAGGUAUAACAGUUGAUCAAGUUGUAAUUAGUACAAAAGAUUUCUUUGGCACUGGCAUGGGUUACACAGCGUUAUCACGUGUUCGAACUGUAGAAGGUUUAUUCAUUGUUGAUGUACAUGUUAAUAAAUUCUACUGCAAUGAAAAUAUUGACAGAGUUCUUUCUCAAAUGAAAGCUAUGAGAUUGAAAUGUAAUUUUAAUGCAUUUCGGCAGCAUCAUUUAACACGAAAAGCUGAUAUUAUUUGUCUAGCAGAAACUUGGCUAAAACAUAACAAUGAUAUAAACAAAUUAAAACUUGAUGGAUAUAACUUUUUACAAAAAACAAGAUUGACCUCAUUUGAAUCAAGCCAUCCGCUUCAUUCACGAAAAGGUGGUGGUGUUGCAAUAUAUUUUCGAGAAGACAUAUAUUAUAUUCUAAAAACCAAUAGCCUGAAAGAGUUAUCAAAUUUAUUUACUGUAACUGAGCAACUAGCUAGUAUUGGUUUCCAAAUAGUUAACAUAUUAGGAGAUGGUAAUUGUUUUUUCCGUGCAAUUUCGCACCAAUUAUAUAGACACGAACAUGAUCAUUUAAAUAUUCGAUCUGCAACAAUAAAUUAUCUUAUUGAGAACAUGAACAAUUUCGCACCAUUUGUUGAUGAUAUGGAUUCAACCAUUGAAAACUAUAUUGAACGAAUGAGUCGAAAUGGAACAUAUGCUGAUCAUCUAGCAAUAUCAGCUACAGCAGUUAUUCUCAACAAAAAUAUAAUCAUUCAUGAAAUUGGUAAAACACCACUGUUAAUUCCUGGAUCAGAUUUUAUUGAUCAUCAAGUACAUGUUUGUUAUUAUCCUGAUCUUUUACACUAUGAUAGUAUUGUUUGCGUUAAUAAUGAAUCAGCAUUUCUUUCUGCUGAACAAAUUUUAUUUACUUCAUAA
Molecule: messenger RNA, 1686 nt
Organism: Rotaria sp. Silwood1
Lineage: Eukaryota; Metazoa; Rotifera; Eurotatoria; Philodinida; Philodinidae
Source: the annotation of a GenBank genome assembly